Nomascus leucogenys (northern white-cheeked gibbon) is the source of this 807-nucleotide messenger RNA. RefSeq names its product granulysin (gene GNLY). The record is from RefSeq and is a predicted model, not a curated record. Gene Ontology annotation, cellular component: cytolytic granule. Gene Ontology annotation, biological process: killing of cells of another organism; antimicrobial humoral immune response mediated by antimicrobial peptide; defense response to bacterium. Lineage: Eukaryota; Metazoa; Chordata; Mammalia; Primates; Hylobatidae.
ACAAAAAGGGCAGGACCUGAGAAAGAUUAAGCUGUAGGCUCCCUGCCCAUAAAACAGGGUGUGAAAGGCAUCUCAGCAGCUGCCCCACCAUGGCUACCUGGGCCCUCCUGCUCCUUGCAGCCACGCUCCUGGGCAACACAGGUCUGGUCUUCUCUUAUCUGAGCCCUGAGUACUAUGACCUGGCAACAGCCCACCUGUGUGACGAGGAGAAAUCCUGCCCACGCCUGGCCCAGGAGAGCCCCCAGGGUGAUCUGUUGACCAAAACACAGGAGCUGAGCUAUGACUGCAGGACCUGUCUGAGGAUAGUCCAGGCACUGAAGGAGAUGGUGAAACAGCCCACCGAGAAAAGCGUUUCCAAAGCUGCAACCCGGGUGUGUAAGAAGCAGAGAUCACGAUGGCGCGACGUCUGCAAACAUUUCAUAACGACGUAUCAGCCUAGAGUUACCCAGGGCCUCGUGGCCGGAAAAACUGCCAAGGAGAUCUGUGUGGACCUCGAGUUGUGCGGACCUUCUAUGGGUCCCCUCUGAGCCCUCUCACCCUGUCCUGUGGAAGAAGCACAGGCUCCUGUCCUCAGAUCCCGGGAACCUCAGCAACCUCUGCCGGCUCCUCGCUUCCUCGGUCCAGAAUCCACUCUCCAGUCUCCCUCCCCUGAUUCCCUCUGCUGUCCUCCCCUCUCAGGAGAAUAAAGUGUCAAGCAAGAUUUUAGCCGCAGCUGCUGCUUCUUCGGUGGAUUUGAGGGGUGGGUGUCAGUGGCAUGCUGGGGUGAGCUGCGUAGUCCUUCAAUAAAUGUCUGUCGUGUGUCCCAUA